Mobula hypostoma (lesser devil ray) is the source of this 5423-nucleotide messenger RNA. RefSeq names its product DnaJ (Hsp40) homolog, subfamily C, member 6 (gene dnajc6). Gene Ontology annotation, cellular component: cytoplasm; vesicle; intracellular membrane-bounded organelle. Gene Ontology annotation, molecular function: clathrin binding. The record is from RefSeq and is a predicted model, not a curated record. Gene Ontology annotation, biological process: synaptic vesicle uncoating; clathrin-dependent endocytosis. The transcript has 19 exons. NCBI's taxonomy places the organism in Eukaryota, Metazoa, Chordata, Chondrichthyes, Myliobatiformes, Myliobatidae. The coding region runs from base 230 to 3316 and encodes 1028 amino acids.
ACCUGUUAAAGGAGGGAGGCAGCUGGGGAGCUUUGCAAGUUUGUUACUGGGGUUGUCGGAGUUUUGCCUUUUCGAUUUCUGCCCCUUUCUAGGAAACAAAACCGAUUCAUUCGCUACUUUGGUUCCUUUUUUUUUCAGGAGUCAGUUCAUUGAACAAGGUCAUGACUUACUCUCUCCCCUUUGUCUGUGAAUGAGCAUUCUUAUUUGGUGACUUUUGUUUGAGUGCCCCAUGAGCCUUCUUGGAAACUAUCGCAAGAAGACAAAUUAUGACGGGUACGAAUCGUUGCAUUUGGUGGACACGGGUCCCGGCGAUUUGGAUAGUUGGCAGCAAGCUGGCGAUGCAGAGCAGACGGUGAACCCGGCCCCUGCCCCAGUCCCAGCCCCAGCCUCAGCCCUCGCUCCCGAGCCGACAGGAGCGAUAGCAGCCAGUGGCCUGAUCCCGCAGACAGCCCGCUACAGCACCAUGGACAGGUCAGGUACCUCUUCUCAAGAUGUGGAACCCACUUUUGGGAGUGGACUGCUCGAUAUGGUAAAAGGAGGAGCUGGAAGACUCUUCAGCAACUUAAAGGACAACCUGAAAGAUACCUCCUCAAAGGUCAUACAAUCUGUAGCCAGUUAUGCCAAGGGAGAACUUAAUAUUUCAUACAUCACAUCAAGGUUAAUAGUGAUAACCUAUCCUGCUGAAGGAGUGGAGUUGAGUUUCAAGAAUCAGAUUGAUGAUGUCCGAUCGUUUUUGGAUUCCCGGCACUUGGAUCAUUAUACAAUCUUUAAUUUAUCUCAGAAAUCUUACAGAAGUGCCAAGUUUCACAACAGAAUAUCUGAGUGCAGCUGGCCAGCUCGACAAGCUCCCAGUUUACACAACCUGUACGCAGUAUGUAAGAAUAUGCAUCACUGGCUACAGCAAAACCCCAAGAAUGUCUGUGCUGUUCACUGUGUGGAUGGGUGCCCUGCCUCUGCCAUUUUAGUGUGUGGAAUGUUCUGUUUCUGCCAUCUGUUCUCUUGCCCAAUUCCAGCCAUCCAGUUGCUGAAUACAAAACGACCAGGGCCUGCACUUUGGCCUUCACAUAGGAGGUAUAUUGGAUAUAUCUGUGAAAUGGUUUCUGAUAAACCCAAGCUCCCACAUUGCAAGCCCAUCGUCAUUAAAACCAUCACAGUGAGCCCAGUCCCUUGCUUUAACAAGCAGAGAACUGGCUGCCGACCUUUUUUUGAGGUUUUUAUUGGUGAAACAAAGAUUUUUACUACUGCACAAGAAUAUGAUAAAAUGAGAGAGCAUCGAAUCCAGGAGGGAAAAGUCUUCGCUUCUUUGGGUGUUAGUGCCCAUGGAGAUGUUGUUGUUGCUGCCUUUCAUAUGCGGUCAACAAUUGGUGGAAGACUUCAAGCAAAGCUAACAAACACACAGAUAUUUCAGAUUCAAGUCCACACUGGAUUUAUUGCUCCUGGAACAACUGUUUUAAAGUUUACAAAACCUGAGUUGGAUGCUUGUGAUUCUCCAGAGAAGUAUCCCCCAAUGUUUCAUGUGAUACUGGAAGUGGAGGUUGAAACCUCUGAUAAAAGAUUUGACCUGACUCCACCCUGGGAGCAGUGGGACACCAAAGAUCUUGAACCCAAAAUCCUUUUUUCAAGCCACCAAGAGCAUCAGGAAACUUUCGCAGCAGGCAAAUCUGUGGCAGAUUUGGAAACUGCAUCAGAUAAUAUUAAGAGCAUGGGACAAAGUACAUUUUUUCCAUCCCUGGGCCACCAAGAAACAAGAGGUGACAAGAACGGUGCUAAUCCACCUUCAGAAGACCGAGCAGCUCUUGUAAAUGAAGAUAGCGAGCCAUCUGACGAUGAACUUCUGUCACUCUCCAGCCAACACAGUACUGCUAGCACAGAGAAACAGCAUAGGAUACAGCAAAGUUGCAAAGCACAGGCACCUUCUCAGUCCUCAGCCCCUGAAAGUGUGGAUCUUCUUGGCUUAAAUGGAGAUGUUGCAGGCCAGACCUUUCCUCCUGUUGCUCAAGCCAGGUCUAUGCCGACCAACUCUGACUUGCUCAAUGAUUUGUUCGGCAGCACCUCCUCUAUUCCAUCAGCUCCAGGUUCAGCCCAUUCUACCCCUCGAAGGUCUGCAGGCUCUCCCUCUCUAUCACCAUCGAGAAUCAAUGAAGGAACAACAUUUGAUCCCUUUGAUUCUCAUGCCAACCAAAACAAUCAAGAUUUACUUGGUGUUUUUCUCAGUCGGAGUGGUGCAACUUCUCCGGUUGGGCAAGCAGAGCCAUUCCUGCACACAGCCAGGGCACCAUCUCCUACACCACAUAGUCCUGCUGGUGAUCCUUUUAACAUGGGUAGAAUCUCCCCUGUCCUGCCAUGUACUCCAGCUGUCUCCGUUCAGCCAGAUCUUAUGGGAGGAUGGAGCUUGGGAUCUUCCAGUUCAUCUGCUGGUUCAGCAGCCUGGGCAAACAGAACAGCCUCCUCAGGAGGGGUCAUGGGUGUGAGCAGGUCAGCCAACACAAGUCCUACAAGCUCUAUACAGAGUACCCCGACACGUCAGUCCAAGCCACAGACACUGGAUCCCUUUGCAGACCUGGGUGCGCUUGGUGCCAAUUUAGCAGGUGGUUCAUCAUUUUCGAGCAAACCCACCACACCUACUGGGACAUCAGGAGGAUCAUUUCACCCAGUGGCGUCUCCACAGAAACAAUCCCCUCAACCCGUAGGAGGAGGUUCUUGGCAACAGAAUGCGGGAUUUGGUCGGCAACAAGGUUCAUCUGCAUGGCAACAGCCACAAACUAAACCGUCAAAGCCCCAGCAGCCAGUACCCCAGUCAUCUCCACAAAAUAGACCUAAUUAUAAUGUGAGCUUUGCUAGUGUCAUUGGUUCUAGAGAAGAACGUGGAUCAAGAGGACCAAAUUUUGGAACUCGGCCAAAGGUUGCAGACAGUAACUUUGAGGACUUGUUGUCAAGCCAAGGGUUUGCAUCCCAGAAGGAUAAGAGAGGUCCAAAGACGAUAUCGGAAAUGAGAAAGGAAGAAAUGGCUAAAGAUAUGGACCCUGAGAAAUUGAAGCUACUGGAUUGGAUUGAAGGGAAAGAAAGAAAUAUACGAGCAUUACUGUCAACUAUGCACACUGUUUUAUGGGAAGGGGAAACAAAAUGGAAGCCUGUUGGCAUGGCAGAUCUCGUAACUCCCGAACAAGUGAAAAAAGUCUAUCGGAAGGCAGUACUUGUUGUUCACCCCGAUAAGGCCACUGGUCAGCCAUAUGAACAAUAUGCCAAGAUGAUAUUCAUGGAAUUGAAUGAUGCCUGGUCAGAAUUUGAAAGUCAAGGCCAAAAGCCUCUGUACUAAUUUCAUGCAAACAAUUUGCCGGUAUUUACUGUUGACUCUAACUGUGUUAAAUGUUUAGUUCCUAUUUUGCUUUAAUGUGGAUGUAUACUGCCUUCCCUUGGUAAAUCUGUAUACAGGCACUCAUUUACUAAUUAAUUGAGUAUAUAUCAUUCAAUCAAGCUAUUCUUGUUUCAGUGACAAGUCCUUUUACAUGGGGUUUUGUUAAAAGUAAAUUAUAACUGAAAAAAAUUCACUACAUGAAUUUUGGGGGGCUUAUAAAAAUAAGAAUUGACCCCUUCUGUGAUUACUUUCCUCUUAAUUUUGUUUGCAAUGCAAUUUGUAACAUUCUGCCCGAAUCUUAAUAUUUACAUUCUUUAUUCUGAAAAAUGUUGCAUGUAAUUUGAAACUUAUCAUGUUGAAGUUCUGCUUUUCAUUUCACACCAUUUGAAAUUAGUGUAUUAGUAUUGUUGUUACUAAUUGCUGGACAAUGUAACAUUACGAAGUCUGUGUAUAUGUAAAGAAAAAUUAAACACCUUGUCUAGGUAAAGCAACAAGCUUUAUGAUACAUCUGGAAUCAUCAUCUCACACAUUCAAUUCCCGAUAGUACUGAUCAGUAUUACUCACUUGCAGUCUCAUUAAGUGUCCUGCCUAAUAGCCGCUUGGGAUUGUUACAUUAUGCUGUAUUGUGAAACACAAUGGUUUGGAACUGUGCUUGUGGCUCUCACAUAUCAAGCUCCAGUUAUUAAUAAUGCUGCUGUGAGCCAUUGCCAAGAUGAGGGUUCCUCAUAGCAGUAAGAGGAAACGACAUAAGGCAAAUAGUUAUGCUUAAAAUUGUACUUCACUUUGUGCUUUGUCAAAGCCAAAAUAACCAAAAGCUUCCUUUGGUUCUUUUGCUGAAGCAAAGUAAGCAAAAAAAAAGGGAGCGAAAAUCACUAUUUUAAAAUGAGAAAAGCUGUGAAUAAAAGCUAAUUGGCAUAUGGAAUGUCAAGGUAAGAGUGGCUGCAAAUAGGCCCUAGACGAUAUCAUGAGCACCAGUUGUAAAUAUAGAAUUCCAUUUUCAAGUAUGUCCUUAUUAUCUAAUUUAAUGGAGAAAUCCUAAUUCUACAGCAUUAUUCAAAAUAUUUUAUUUAAUAUGCCAUUUUGUUUGUAUAUAUCAUGUAAUCUGUUUGAAUUUUCCUUUUCCCCCCAAGAUGCUUUAUUCUACAGUCUGUGAUACAGCAGAACACUAAAAGAUUUGUUGUCUAUGCACUUUUGUGAAUCAUGCAGAUCAUGGUUAUUAGAGUACAGGAGCUUCACAAUUUAGUCUUUAUGCCUGAAUAUACGGUCUACGGAAUGUCCGAUUAACAUUGAUUUAUUACUUGUGUGUUCGUAGGAUGAGAUGGGGCGGGGAUAGAUGGUGAGUGGGGGAAUGUAAAGAAAGCAUAGAUUGAAUGUUAAAUUCAUUAUGAUCUUUGUUACAUCUGAUGUCAUUGUAUGAAAUGUGACUGUUGAGAAAAUGUCUUAAAUUCUAAAUUAUGUUCAUUAUAAAUUGUACAUAAUACUGCCUGUUAUUGACAACAAAUAAAUGUGUGUAUUGCUGAACGCUGACUGUUUGAUUUGCACUGCAAAUACAAUUAAUUCUUGGCUUUUCCUCCAACACUGAAUAUUUUUGAAGAAACUCUGAAGUUACAGAAAGGAUUAUAUGUGAAGAUCCAAAUAGUCCAGUGGAUUAGGGAGUUUCUUCGAAGAAAGUCAGAUUCCUUCGAAUGUGUUAAUCAAAGUUACUCUAACUAACGUAACAGUAAAGCAACAUUAAAACCAUUCACAAAAGUAUAGAUUGUCAAGUAAUCACGUACAAUUUUUAAAUCAAGCAAUCAUCAGUGACAUGAUCAGAGCAAAUGGCUCCAAUGAUCUUGUCUAAUUGGAUAUCUUUGUGCUUGCUGUUGUGCUCCAUUUUGUAUGGCUCUUGAUAGUAGUGUGGAAAUUAAUGAAAGUCCAAAAUGGCCGGUCAUCCAAGAUAACUUGGUAUCAAUGAUGAAUGGACAAUUGUUUGUGUGGAUUAUUCAUUUUGCCUGGAUUUAAGCCAAGUUCUGUUAUGUUAACCCGUUUCUGUAAAUAUUUGCAAACCUUUUCUCAAAGUCUUGUGCGU